AUGUCCAAGCCCGGCCAGCUCGCCGACAACGAGGUCUACCUCGGCACCUACUUCCUCGACCGCCUCGCACAGCUCGGCGUCAAGUGCCUGUUCGGCGUCCCGGGCGACUUCAACCUGACCUUCCUCGACCUCGUCGAGGAGCACCCCGACGUCAAGUGGAUCGGCAACACGAACGAGCUGAACGCGUCGUACGCUGCCGACGGCUACGCGCGCGUCAAGCAGGCCCAGCUCAACCAGGACCGCGAGGGCGACCAGGCCGACUCGAAGCCGGGCCAGGCCAAGAGCGGCGGCGGCAAGGACAAGACGCAGGGCGGCGUGAGGGGCCUCGGCGCCCUCCUGACGACCCAGGGUGUCGGCGAGCUGAGUGCGGUCAACGGCAUCGCCGGCGCGUAUGCCGAGCGCGUGCCCGUCAUCCAUCUCGUCGGCGUCGCGUCGACCAAGCUGCAGAAGUCGCGUGCCGUCCUGCAUCACACGCUCGGCGACGGCCUCACCAACGUCUUCGAGCAGGCGCACUCGGGCAUCACCUGCGCGCGCGCCUUCCUCCAGAAGGCCGAGGACGCCGCGUCCGAGAUCGACCGCAUCCUUCUCGCCGCCCUGACGACGGCGCGUCCGGCGUACCUCACCCUCCCGACCGACCUCGUCUUCAUCCCCGUCGACAAGAAGCGGCUCGAGACGCCCAUCAUCCCGGACUCGGUCGCGUUCGAGAACAAGGACGUCCUCCCGACGGGCAAGAAGGUCGAGGACGAGACCAAGAAGCGCCUCGAGUUUGUCGUCAAGGAGAUCGAGCGCCUGUGGGAGGGUGCCGAGGACCCGAUCGUGCUUCUCGACGCCUGCGCCAUUCGCUACGGCGUCGGCCACCUUGCGCGCGACCUCGUGCAAGCCACCAAGGUCAAGUUCUACACGACUCCUAUGGGCCGCACGGCGAUCGACGAGGACCCCGAGAACGGGUUCGGCGGCGUCUACGUCGGCGAGAUCUCGGACCCCGAGGUCAAGGAGGUCGUCGAGAAGUCGGACCUCGUCAUCAUGGUCGGCUCGCUCAAGUCCGACUUCAACACGGGCGAGUUUUCGUACCCGUUCUCGCAGGAGCAGGUCAUCGAGCUGCACUCGGACUCGACGCUCGUCCAGUACGCCCACUACCCCGACGUGUCGUUCCACAUGCUCCUGCCCGCCCUCGCCAAGGCCCUCAAGCCCAAGUCGAACGUCUCGCAGCCGCCCAAGCACGUCGGCCUGUCGACCAAGGUCCCCGAGGGCGACAAGGACGAGAUGGUGACGCAGAAGGCCUUCUGGCCGAUGAUGGGCGCCCAGCUCUUCAAAGAGGGCGACAUCGUCGUCACCGAGACCGGCACGUCCAACUUCGGCAUCCUCGGCAGCGCCCUGCCCAAGGGCACGACCUCCGUGAGCCAGGUGCUCUGGGGCAGUAUCGGGUUCGCGAACCCCGCUACGCUCGGCGCGCUCCUGGCGGCAGAGGAAUCGUCCACGCCGCGUCGCACCAUCCUCUUUACCGGCGACGGCUCCAUCCAGCUCACGAUCCAGGAGGUCGCCACCAUGGUCCGCCUCGGCCUCAAGCCCAUCCUCGUCAUCCUCAACAACAACGGCUACACGAUCGAGAAGCUCAUCCACGGCGAGACGGCGUCGUACAACAACAUCCCGUCGUUCGACUGGCAGUCGAUGCUCUCGUUCUUCAACGCGCCGGCACCCAACUUCAAGCCGCUCCCGACCAAGUCGUGGCUCGCCGAGACGCGUGGCCAACUCGAGGACAUCCUCACCAACGACGAGUUCCAGAAGGCCGACAAGAUCCAGGUCCUCGAGGUCCGCAUGGCGCCUCUCGAUGCGCCCGAGAGCCUCAUCAAGCAGGGCAAGCUCAGUGCCGAGCUCAACGCGGCGUGA
Messenger RNA from Rhodotorula graminis WP1, 1887 nucleotides. RefSeq lists its product as uncharacterized. The coding region runs from base 1 to 1887 and encodes 628 amino acids. The transcript has 10 exons. NCBI's taxonomy places the organism in Eukaryota, Fungi, Basidiomycota, Microbotryomycetes, Sporidiobolales, Sporidiobolaceae. The record is from RefSeq and is a predicted model, not a curated record. Gene Ontology annotation, molecular function: carboxy-lyase activity; magnesium ion binding; thiamine pyrophosphate binding.